CGGGAGUGCCAGUUUGACAGCAUGGCGGCGGCGACCGACGUCUGCGCGCGGCAAAGCGCCAAGCUCGAAGAGCUCAUGAACUUCCUCGGCUACGCCGUCCUUGACGAUGGCUACAAGGGCGUGGUCGUCUUCUCGUUCCUCAACCACGCGCGGCAAAUUGUCUGCGUCCGCUCUGUGGACACGACUGCGAAGAUCCGCAUCUACGCGUCGCGGCCACCGCCGCAGACGGACUGCGUGGACAUUGCGCUGACGAUUUCGGAUUUUCUGCACAUGUACAGUGGCGAGCUCACGGCCGCCGAGAUCGCCGGGCUCUGCAUGUCGGGCAAGGUCCAAGUGCGCUGGACCGCGUACGGCAGCGUCAAGGCGUUUGCCGAUUCGUUUGACUUUUCGCCGGAAAAAUGGGCUGAGUUUUACGACCACUUUGGGCUCGACCCGAAUUACGUCGACUGGAUCGAGUGCACGAUGCCAUGCUGCGCGCCACCGCCUGCCUGCACGCAGGAGGAGAUUGACUCGAACUGGCAAAUGGUCAAAGAUUCGGUCUUGCUCCCAUCGAACGAGCUCGGCUGGGAACUCGUGUCGGAGGUCGAAGUCACGACUGUCGUCAAGAGCCCGGAUGCAGCCGCGGCCGCCACCACGGAGGCCAAACAAGAUUGGAUCAGCGACGGCCUCAAGACCAUCAACCCCCAUUUUGUGCAAAUGCAAAACACGGUCAAGAAGAAGAUGUUCAACAUGAAGGAGUACGCCGAGAAGUUUCUUGUCUCGAUGGACAUUUGAGCAGAACUCGUCGUCCAUCGUGCGGCCUCGAACCUACUAAAUGACCGAAUUCCGGAUUUUCCGUAUGCAAUAAAUAUAUAUGAGAACAAAUAUAUACACAA
Messenger RNA from Saprolegnia diclina VS20, 875 nucleotides. RefSeq lists its product as hypothetical. The transcript has 5 exons. The record is from RefSeq and is a predicted model, not a curated record. Bases 22 to 774 code for a protein of 250 amino acids. NCBI's taxonomy places the organism in Eukaryota, Oomycota, Saprolegniomycetes, Saprolegniales, Saprolegniaceae.